Molecule: messenger RNA, 627 nt
Organism: Bicyclus anynana (squinting bush brown)
Lineage: Eukaryota; Metazoa; Arthropoda; Insecta; Lepidoptera; Nymphalidae
Gene: Rpp21
Exons: 3
Coding region: 154-516 (120 amino acids)
Biological process (GO): tRNA processing
Cellular component (GO): nucleolar ribonuclease P complex
Source: RefSeq, a predicted model, not a curated record
GUUUGGUGUUUGUUGUUUUCAAAUUUAAAAUUACAUUAAAUUUUUUAUUACGUUGAAACUUAGUGAUUGUUAGAUAAGGAUAUGUAAAUACCUUCAUUAAUCUUAAAAGUGUAAAUCUAAUUUUUAGUUUUUAUAAAACCCACUUAGUUAAUCAUGAAAAAAGUACAAGGAAACGACUCGUUCCAAAGAAUUAACUAUCUAUAUCAAAUAAGCAAGCACAUGGCUGGGAUCAAUCCAGUUUUAUCUGCCUAUUAUGGAAAUCUCAUAGUUAAUGUUGCAAAGAAAAAUGUAUUAAAAAUUCAUCCAGACAUAAAACGACAAAUUUGCAAAAAGUGUCGUACAAUGCUUGUAGAUAAGACAUCAGGGAAAAUGAAGAUGAGAAAUAGAAAUAAAUCUAAACACAUUGAAUGGACUUGUAACACCUGUGGUGUUAAGCGGAAUUUCCCUGCAAAUAAGGGCAAAGAUCAUAGAGUAUGGUUGGAAAGGCCGGAAGCUGUUGAAGAAGUUAUAAAUUAAAUAAAAAAAUGGUAAUGUAUGGAGGUGUUUAAUUUUUAUGAGUCAAGAAAUAGCUUAAUAUUAUUUAAGUUAAUUUAGAGGUGAUGUAAUAAACUAAACAAUAAUCAAGGA